Messenger RNA from Linum trigynum, 889 nucleotides. The record is from the annotation of a GenBank genome assembly. Lineage: Eukaryota; Viridiplantae; Streptophyta; Magnoliopsida; Malpighiales; Linaceae.
CUUGCGUUUGCUGUCUUUUUUUUACCAAUCUGCUAUAGCUUUUCGUUAACUAGGUAGUAGUAACCUUUUUACCAAUCUUGUUUUGUUCAUGUGAUAGCAAGAACAGGGUGCUUGUGAUUUGAUAGCGUACAAAAAUCAUCUGCCAAAAACUAUAUUCACAACACCAAAGAUGGUUGCUGCCAACUCUCAAGAUGUAAUUAGAUUGGUGCGGGAGAUGGAUAAGAGACUAUUCGUGCCAAACAAGAAUGCUGCAGGGAGCGAGAAUCAGCCGCCAUGGGAAUUUAGUAUGGAGCCAUUGAAAAAUAUGGGGCAGCCGUAUCUCGCAGCAGAUUGGUUUAACAGUAAGGAAGAGCAGAUCCAAUUUUAUGCUGAAAAGGCUCUAGAGUCCUACAAUCGAGACAAUCCGGAGGCUAAGCUGACAUUGGUGGAAGCUGUAAUGAGCUUUCGGGUGAUACCACCAUGUGUUCCCAUGCACGUACAUGUCAACUUCAGAGCCAAGGACAAAGAUGGCACUGUCCAUCUUGUUUUUGCCGAAUUAACCUUUGAUGUUGACCCUAUCUUGGUCUCUUUCUGCAUCCUAGAACCAGGAGAUUCCGACGAUUAUUCUCACCAUCGGAAAGGGUGUGGAGAGUGUGACCCUGAGAGUCCUAUCCCACUCUAUCACCCUCCUGACGAUAGAUUUAAGCACGGGAAGGGGGUGACUUACCGUCGGCUGCCCCCAUUACCUCCGCCUAGUGAGAGUUUGGAAGAUAUUCCUGAAAAGUUUAGGAGCUUCUUCUGCAAAAAGCGUAGACCGCCUACUUGUGCAAUGUCACAGUGAAACAACUGAACAAGGAACUCACUCGAUCGCCUUCCAAAAGAAGUGCCGCAAUGAAACGAUAGCUUCUCG